This is a messenger RNA of Episyrphus balteatus (marmalade hoverfly), 1612 nucleotides long. Its product is annotated as trafficking protein particle complex subunit 12. The record is from RefSeq and is a predicted model, not a curated record. Gene Ontology annotation, molecular function: protein binding. Lineage: Eukaryota; Metazoa; Arthropoda; Insecta; Diptera; Syrphidae. The coding region runs from base 119 to 1552 and encodes 477 amino acids. Gene Ontology annotation, cellular component: Golgi apparatus; TRAPP complex. The transcript is spliced from 7 exons.
AAAGAAACGUCAGUGUAAAAAGAAAACAAAAUAAAAAAACAUUCAACUUUAAUUUUUCUCAAAAGAAAAUAAUUAAUUUUUCUGUGAUAAAAAAAGGUAAAUUAUCUCCUAAUUUCUGAUGGAUAAUCAAAGUUCUGGAGCAACUGGACCAAGCCUGAGUCAGUAUUUUGCAAAUGAUCCGCCAAGUUUUUUUGAUGAAUUAGCUGCUAAAGAGAAACAACAAAAAAAUGAAAACGUAUCUCUAAUGUCCGCAACUUUUAAUGGAUCAUUCAAAACACCAGAAUAUAUUGAAACUGGUGAAAUUGAAGAUGACCUCAAAGUUCCCGACGAAGUGCGCAAUUUCUGGGAACCACCAUUCACUGAACCUGGCAUUCCGCCACAUUUAACAAUGCCUGGUGUCAUGUCACCUAAUGAUUUGCCUGAUCCCAUUCGUGAAGCUGUCCUUAUCCAUUUAGGAGAAUCGGAACUUUCACAAAGAAAGAUUUUGCGUGCUGACGAUGUCACUCAGGACGAACGAGGUUUGAGAAACCUUAUUGUCUCUGGAUGCUAUCGCUCUGCAGUCAACUUGACUGGCAGGCUGUUAACUAUUUAUGGACAAGGAUAUGGACGUGCUGGACAACCAGCAAAGAACACUCCACAUUCUCUACAGCUUUGGUUCACUAGAUUAGCUCUCUUGGCCAAGCUUGGGCAGUACGAACUUCUUCAAUCGGAAGCUGAAGCAUUCGAUCAUCUAACUCGUCCAGAUGUCUACUAUGAAUUCCAUCCAGACAUGUACAAUGGAAAGAAAGGAUCGAUGGCUUGUUUCUCAUUCCGUUUACUUCUGGCCGAACUUCCUGUGUAUUUUGGAAAUGCCCAGGAAGCUCUGGACAAACUUUCGGAGCUAUAUGCUAUUUGCAAUGAAAUAAAAAAGUAUUUUAAAGAUGACGUCACUGCCUGUGCAUUUUGGAGACGGAGAGAAAUUAGAGUUAUUCAUUCGAUUGUGAAUUGUGCUAUAAUGAUGCGCAAGUUUAACCUGAUUGAUGAUAUAAUUCGUGACAUGAUAUUAGAGGAGACCACAUUGACCAAGGAAGAUCGUAGAUCAUUAUUUUCAGCUUGGGGACGGAUUUAUUUACAAAUUGGUGAUAUUUUUGGAGCUGAACAAAAAUUUGCUGAGGCUAGGCGUCUUAAAGAAACCAAUUCUUCACCAGAUCUUCGUGAUUUUGUUGAUAAAGGUCUCAUAGCUGUGGCUAAAAAUGACUUUCAAGAAGCUUAUUUGCUCUUUCAGAAAGCUCUUCAAAUUGAAUCUGGCAACACAAUGAUUCUUAACAAUAUGGGUGUGUGUCUGCUCUAUGGUGGAAAGUUGAAAGAUGCAAUUAAUCUUUUUGAACGUGCAAUCAAUUUAAAUCCUCAAAAGUCGUUAAACGAAAGUUUGCUGGUCAACUUGUCGACUUUAUAUGAAUUGGAGUCUUACAAUUCAGCCAAUAAGAAGUUGAAUCUUUUGAAGCUGGUUAAUAAGUUUAAACCGGACUUGAAUAUAAGUUUAGAGUUUUGUUUGAAGUUACAAGGGUCGUAAGUUUAUGUAAAGAUGAAGACAAAUAUGUUGAAAAUAAAAAUGAUAUAUCCACGAAGCAUA